UACACCUUUAAUAGGGUUCGAGUUUCCACACGGCCAUAUUUCCAUGUUACAAGGCUUGUUAACUGAAGACAGAGUGGACUAUCUGUGCUGAUUAGCUGUCGGCGUCUCUGAACACCUGGAUGGAAACGGAAGACAAAAGCCACAAAACGGAUCACUGAAAAAUACUGUUGGCUGCAACUGUGUUACAACAGGUUAAAACAAAGGAAGCAAACACCCACAGUCGAUGGAGAGUGGUCAACACAACCAGCGGCAGGUCAACCACCCAAGGCCCUUCUUCUAUGUUCAGCCGGCUUCUCAACCUUACUACAACAUGUAUCAUCAUCAGUGGCAUAAUAUGAACAACCCGUAUAACCACUAUACCUUACCUGGUUCAGGAAGUUAUCCUUUUGGACGUCCUAGUUCAUACAUGUCCCCAUACCCAUACAUGCAGUAUCCUGGUCAAUACAUUGUUCCACACAUGCAUCCAGUUGAUUACAGAUGCAUGUACGACCCACCUCGUUUCCACCCACCUCUGGUGCAUGACCCCAUGUUCCACCAGCAGCAACAACAACACUACAGUGCUCAGGCCCAGAGAGAGGUGGCCAGUUCGGAGGCUCAGACCCAGUCCAGUGAUGCUCUGUACAAGCUCACCGACUGUCUGGAAAAACUCCAGACCAACGAGAAGCAGGGCUCUGAGAAAGAGCUUGAUUCCAGAGUUGUUUCCCAAGCUUCUGGAAUCUUCUCGUCAGAUAAUAAGGAAGGGAAACGUGAGGUGGGGGGAGACAUCAUACACAGUAGUCAUGGAGCCUCGUAUGGUAAGUUGGAAAGCAGCCAUUUGCAAUCGUCGUCUCCACUGGGCAGGUUGUUCAGCGUCAGUGACUCCACAGCGGCGGUCUAUGACGACGAGUCGAGUCGGAGCCUUGGAGACCUGGGGCUUCAGGAGGGCUGGGCUGUAGACUCUGACGAGGAGCCCCCAUUGGAAAGCUCAUCUGAUCACGAGGAGGAUAACCCGGAGAUGCGGCAUCAUGCAGAGGAUGAGGAUGACUAUCUUCGUAGCUGUUCUUCGGAGAAUCUUUGCCUCCUGUCUGCCGUCUCACAGUCAGAUGACAGCCCCAGACCCGAAGACCCAGACAACCAGGCAAAGGAGGGUACUAGUUCCACUGAGGGACCUCUGAGGCCUCAGAGUCACUGCUCCAACCUGCUCUCCCCCCAGUCACUACCAUCACCCUUAGCCUCUGACUGGCAAGCCUUAGAGCACAUUAAACACGGAGGAGAAACGUUUGAUGUUCCAGAUGGGAGUCUGUGUGAACUGGAUGUUGACCUGUCCUACCAGAUCCUCUGUCUGCCCUUUGACAAGGUGUUUACAGCAAGCGCUCUGCAGAAGGACAUCUCUGCCAGCUCCAGCUCUGCUCUGCUGUGUGAAGACCUCCAGGCCUCUCUGUCCUCUGGCCGUUCUCUCGCUACUUCCUCCACCACCCCAGUCCGUCACCACCACUACUGCCACCCACAGACGGCUCACGAGAGGCUCAGUGUCCUGUGUUCAUCCCUGGACGAGCUCUCUUCCCGGGACGAGAUGUUCUCCACCGAUCUGGAGGACGCGGAUGUGUUUCCCGGAUGUUCAGUCUACGCAGGAGGGAGGUUCUCUGCAGACCUCGGAGAGGCAGAUGUCAAGGAAGUCUGUCCCCAGUCCAAGAAGCUCAUGUGCGUCUGCUGUGGAUCGAGCCUGCUGAAAGGAGGAGAGGUGAGCAGCAGGGUUAAAGUUCAUCACAGCCCCAGGGUGUACGCCGCCGGGGACUCUGACGAGGUGGUCGAGCAGGAACAACCCAGAUCUGUAAGGACUUGUGAGAGAACGCACCCCAGUAAGGUGGUCGUGAAGAAGCACCCUGUCCACAAGAAACACCAGCCUCUCCCUCUACACAAGCACAGCUGUAAGAGAGGCCAGUGGAGAGAGGCUAUAGGGCCCGAGGAGCAGGAACCAGAAACGGUGCUGGUGGGAUCAGAGCUGGAGUAUUAUGAAGGCCAUGUGGUGGAGGGGGAGAGUGGACACGGAACUGGGGAUAAGCAACACAGGACAUAUGGACUGUGCCGAGACAGCGUUAAUACUUCAGAUCCGGGUACAUGGGAGAGUGGAGGUGCCAAGCCUAGACAGAAACCACACAGCUCACUGCCACAACAAGCGAGACUAGCACUGAGGAAAGCUCUGUGUAAGCCGCUGGUAUACCAGAGAGUCAGAGAUGAGGAAAAUGAUGACGAUGAGGUGCCACAACGAUUUCAGAGGAAAAGGGUCCACCAAGAGAAGAAACACAAGGUUUUGAUAUCACAUCCUUGAUGAAAUCAAAGAAAAUGU
Molecule: messenger RNA, 2326 nt
Organism: Salmo salar (Atlantic salmon)
Lineage: Eukaryota; Metazoa; Chordata; Actinopteri; Salmoniformes; Salmonidae
Source: RefSeq, a predicted model, not a curated record